CAGCCCCACAAAAUCCCCUUCUUGCAAAGACAGCUUUCCAGCCUUUGAUCGAGUGCGAUGGCUUCAGCUGCUGUGGUGGAUACUAUGCCCGAGGCGUUGAGGCAGAGCCGGUACCAUAUGAAGAGAUGUUUUACUAGGUUUACCGAAAAGGGAAGAAGGCUGAUGAAGCUCCAGCAUUUGCAGGAGGAGAUUGAGCAGACCAUUGAGGAUAAGGUUGAAAGAUCCCAGGUCAUGGAGGGUACACUUGGUGAUAUCUUGAACUCGACGCAGGAAGCAGCAGUCGUGCCACCAUACGUUGCGUUUGCAGUAAGGCAUAAUCCUGGUAUUUGGGACUAUGUGAAGGUGGAAGGUGACAGCCUUUCUGUGGAAAUAAUCACAUCAACAGAUUAUUUGAAGUUCAAAGAAAUGAUCUAUGAUGAGAAGUGGGCAAGUGAUGAAAAUUCUCUAGAGAUAGAUUUUGGAGUGUUUGAUAUUGGCACUCCAAAACUGACUCUGUCGUCUUCGAUUGGGAAUGGGCUCGGGUACGUCUCUAAAUUCAUGACCUCGGUGCUUGGUGGGAAGCCUGAGAGCGCGAAGCCUUUGGUUGAUUACCUGUUAACUCUUGAACGAAACGGAGAGAAACUUAUGAUCAAUGAGAAUAUUGAUACUGUUAUGAAGCUUCAAGAAGCAUUGGUAAUCGCAGAAGUUUUCGUCUCUGCUAUGCCAAAGGAAACUCCAUACCAGAAUUUUGAGCAGAAGCUUAAAGAAUGGGGAUUUGAGAAAGGGUGGGGAGAUAACGCAGAAAGAACUCGGGAAACGAUGAGGAUACUUUCUGAGAUAAUGCAAGCACCUGAUCCUGCAAACAUGGAAGCAUUUUUCAGUAGGCUUCCGGUCAUAUACAAUGUCGUUGUCUUCUCCGUUCAUGGCUACUUUGGACAAGCAGAUGUCUUAGGCUUACCCGACACUGGCGGCCAGGUGAACGUGUCGUUUGUUUUUUUAUCAGUACUUUUCAGGGUGAGCCAUGUUUUGACCAAGAAAUAUGUUGAACAGGUGGUUUACAUCCUUGAUCAAGUGAGAGCUAUGGAAGAAGAAAUGUUGUUGAGAAUAAAGCAGCAAGGUUUGAAUGUGAAGCCCCAGAUUCUAGUGGUGACUCGUCUAAUCCCGGAUGCCAAAGGAAACAAAUGCAAUCAAGAAAUGGAGCUUGUCGAGGGCACAACGCACUCCCACAUCCUCAGGGUUCCAUUCAUCACCGAGAAAGGAGUUCUUGGACCGUGGGUCUCUAGAUUCGACAUCUAUCCUUACUUGGAGAGAUAUGCUCAGGAUGCAUCAGCAAAGAUUGUUGAGCUAAUGGAAGGAAAGCCUGACCUCAUAAUUGGAAACUACACAGAUGGAAACUUAGUUGCUUCUUUAGUUGCUAGCAAGCUUGGAGUGACUCAGGGAACGAUUGCUCAUGCUUUAGAGAAGACUAAAUAUGAAGAUUCAGAUGUGAACUGGAGGGACUUGGACUCAAAAUAUCACUUCUCCUGCCAAUUCAGUGCUGAUCUCAUAGCAAUGAAUGCUGCAGAUUUCAUAAUCACAAGCACAUAUCAAGAAAUUGCAGGAAGCAAGAACCGGGCAGGGCAAUACGAAAGCCAUGUCUCGUUCACGAUGCCAGGGCUUUAUAGGGCAGUUUCAGGCAUUGAUGUAUAUGAUCCCAAGUUCAACAUUGCCUCCCCCGGAGCUGAUCAAUCCGUCUACUUCCCGGCCACGGAUAAACAGAAGCGAUUCACCAAAUUCCAACCUGCCCUUGAGGAACUGAUCUACAGCAAGGUGGAAAACGACGAGCACAUAGGAUAUAUCACAGACAGAAAGAAACCAAUCAUCUUCUCAAUGGCAAGGCUAGACAUUGUCAAGAACAUUGCAGGGCUAACUGAGUGGUAUGGCAAGAACAAGAGGCUCCGGAGCUUAGUAAACCUUGUCAUUGUAGGAGGAUUCUUCGAUCCAUCCAAGUCCAAGGACAGGGAAGAAACGGCGGAAAUCAAGAAGAUGCAUACCCUCAUUGAGAAAUACCAACUCAAGGGGCAGCUGAGAUGGAUAGCAGCUCAAACUGACAGAUACCGCAAUGGUGAGCUAUACCGUUGCAUUGCAGACACGAAGGGGGCUUUCGUGCAGCCUGCAUUGUACGAAGCAUUCGGCCUCACAGUGAUCGAAGCCAUGAACUGUGGACUGCCCACAUUUGCAACCAAUCAAGGAGGGCCAGCAGAGAUCAUAGUUGAUGGGGUCUCAGGCUUCCACAUUGAUCCCAACAACGGCGACGAAUCAAGCAACAAGAUAGCUGAUUUCUUCGAGAAAUGCAAAACGGAUAGCAGAUACUGGAACAGAAUGUCUCAAGGUGGCCUCAAACGAAUAUAUGAAUGCUAUACAUGGAAGAUCUACGCAAACAAAGUUCUCAACAUGGGAUCAGCCUAUGGAUUCUGGAAACAGCUCAUCAAAGACCAAAAACAGGCGAAGCAAAGAUACAUUGACAUUUUUUAUAAUCUCCAAUUCAGGAAAUUGGCAAAAAAUUUGCCGAUCAGCGAAGAAAUCAAACCGGCGGCAUCAUCGAAGACUCAAUCGCCGAAACCGGCGGCACCGAAACAAGAACUGGAGCCGCGAGCUUCAGCUCCAGCGACGUCGUCGGAUGAAGGCGAGAAUUCGACGGCGAUCGAGAAGUUGGAAAAAUCGAGAGCAUCGCCGUGCGCUUGCCACUGGUUUUGCCUGUGCAUCUCUUCCGCCAUUGUUAUGUAUGCUUUGCUCAAGAUGUAUUGGAUGUUCAAAUGAUUGAGCUCAGCUGCUAACCAUCCAAAUCGAGGGAUAAAUAAUGGAUCUCAGCUUCUCUCUCUUCUUUCUUCUUCCACUUCAUGUCGACGAAAUCAAUUUGUAAUGCUUAUGUGAUUUUGUUCGUUGAAUAAAAUGGAG
Messenger RNA from Salvia miltiorrhiza (redroot sage), 2916 nucleotides. Its product is annotated as sucrose synthase 7-like. Gene Ontology annotation, molecular function: sucrose synthase activity. Gene Ontology annotation, biological process: sucrose metabolic process. The transcript is spliced from 12 exons. The record is from RefSeq and is a predicted model, not a curated record. NCBI's taxonomy places the organism in Eukaryota, Viridiplantae, Streptophyta, Magnoliopsida, Lamiales, Lamiaceae. Bases 58 to 2778 code for a protein of 906 amino acids.